This is a messenger RNA of Rana temporaria (common frog), 1638 nucleotides long. RefSeq lists its product as uncharacterized. The transcript is spliced from 2 exons. Lineage: Eukaryota; Metazoa; Chordata; Amphibia; Anura; Ranidae. The record is from RefSeq and is a predicted model, not a curated record. The coding region runs from base 451 to 1224 and encodes 257 amino acids.
AAGGUCUAUUCUCUUCUUUUCUGUGUAAUUGUGACACUUGUUUUUCAUUUCCUUUUACUUUACAGAUGGCAAAACCACCAGGCCCAAGGACAUUUUAUAAAAGCACGCAUUAUUUGGAGGAAUAUAUAUGUUCCAAGAAAUUCUCCUUUAUGUAGAUGUAGAGAAGGGUUCCUCCCUAUUGGCUGCUGUAAAUCCCAUUACUUUCCCUUGGCUACAAUUUCUGUUCUACCUUGAGUCAAUAAUCUGUGUGCGCUGGACUUAUCAUUUGCUUUGAACUAAGACAACCAGGCCAACCUGAAUUAUUUGCAGCAAAUUACUAGUUACCGGGAUAGCAGAGCCGGUGUGUCCCUAAUGUUCUGGCAGUAGCUACAGACUGCAGUUCAGCUUUCAAAACUUAAUUGGUGGCUGAUAUUGAACUUAACUGUGCUUUGUUACAAGACAUAGACGGAGAUGUCUGGGUGCUGUGGCUGCAUGCAGCAGUUCCCUCUGUGGGAACAAAUGCUAAAGGCGUAUAAAUAUAUGAGCGAGAUUUUAUCUGUGACUCACACUUACAAGGAUCCUGCUGACGGCAACAGGAAGCUAAGCAAAAUGGAUAUCAGCCGUCUCGAAGAACAAUACUACGGCAUAAAACAAAAGCAAAAGUUACAGACGCACAUAAUUGUGUUUAAAGCAGGUGAAAAUGAAUUCAUUCCAAAGGAUACUACUCUGGACACCGUUCCUGUGAAUAAGAGAGUUCAGCAUCCCAAGGCAUUUAAAGAUCAGAUCCAUGUGAAAGAGGUUGCCCUAGAACUGAUGGAUAACAACUACCUGAAGGACAGGAAUGGCACGUGGCACGCUCACCUGAACAUCCACCGCAUGGUGCAGAUUGAUUGUCAUUACAAUCUCAGUGAAAGGACAGCGGCACACAAGCAACACAUUGAUAAAAGUUUUUUGUUUAAGAGAUUUCUGAGCUCUGACCAUCAGCCAAGCAAAGACUCAGAAGAAGAUGUUUCAGGAGAAACAGAAACGAGUGGAUUGGCAAAGGACAACAAGCCUAUCAAUAGUCCAUACAGGAAAUCCUCCCUUCAACACCCAAUCCCUAUAUCCUGGGGUCAUCACUACGAGUUUCCUUCUUCUAAGCCUUCUUCCCCCACAGAGAAACUCUUCUUCUAUCCCUUCCCUCAGAAGAAAAACCCACGUAUAUCCGAAACAGCAAGAAAGCUAGGUUUAUAUGUAGCACAUUAAAGUAAAUAUUUGGAAGGCCACCAAAAAAAAAAAUGAUGUGACCAUUUUAUUCUAGCAUGGACUUUACUCUUCAAGUCUGAAUUAUUGUUCUUGAACCAAACAAUAAGCCUUUGUUGUGACGUUUAGCACUACCAUAUGUCCGAAGGAAAUAGCUCGACUUGUAAAACUAAGGGCUUGUCUGCUCCAGUACAUUUUUUAUGUAGUUGUAUUGAAUUAUGGCCAGUUUUGGGUGUUUUCAAAGCAUCUCAGAAUAUCUCUUAGCUUUUUAAAAUGGUAAAACCUCUAUAACAGUAUAUCCUGCCACACCACUCAUCAUACAUUAGAACAAUAAAGCAGGGGUAGGCAGGGCUGUCUUAAAGAUAGGGCACACCUGGGCACUGCCCAGGGGCCCCAACUGCAUGGGGGCCCCUGCAC